GAUAGAAGCAGAGAGGGAAGGGUAGAGCAAGGUAGAAAACGGAUCCUGCCUUCAUCUGCCUACUACUCCUCUCUUUCAGCACCAAGGACAGAGGCUCUGCAGGGCUGCCCCAAGCAACAUUCAGUUUAGGGUCCCUCCCAAAUCUCCCACAGAAAACGGAUGCGUUCUAAAGCAGCUAUGACACAUGCAGUAAGGUCUAUUAGGGAAGCUGGAAAAGCAGCACACAAGUGAUGUCACCUUAGAGGCAAAAAUGGGUGAUUUUCUUUCUGUUCGUUUCCACAGUUUCCGGGUCUUGGGAAAGGCAAAGUUUGCUUUGCUUGGGCAUGUCCGCUGUCAGUAAAUGGCAACAGGAGUUGAGGUGCCUGAACUUCACAGUCUCCAGAAAUCAAACGAAAUUUGCAGGGACACCCAUUGGGGUCACUCCUCUCCCUCUGGGCUAUGGCGCCACUGAGUCAGCUGAGUGGCCACAUCAACUCCACCUGUGGGGCAGACAACUCCACGGGGGCCAGCCGGGCCCGCACGCACGCCUACUAUGCGCUGUCCUACUGCUCGCUCAUCCUGGCCAUUGUCUUUGGCAAUGGUCUGGUGUGUGUGGCUGUGCUGAGGGAGCGGGCCCUGCAGACCACCACCAACUACCUGGUAGUGAGCCUGGCUGUGGCAGACUUGCUGGUGGCCACCUUGGUGAUGCCCUGGGUGGUAUACCUGGAGGUGACAGGUGGAGUCUGGAAUUUCAGCCGCCUUUGCUGCGAUGUUUUCGUCACCCUGGAUGUCAUGAUGUGUACAGCCAGCAUCCUGAACCUCUGUGCCAUCAGCAUCGACAGGUACACUGCAGUGGUCAUGCCAGUUCACUACCAACACGGCACGGGACAGAGCUCCUGUCGGCGUGUGGCCCUCAUGAUCACAGCCGUCUGGGUACUGGCCUUUGCCGUGUCUUGCCCUCUCCUCUUCGGCUUUAACACCACAGGAGACCCCAGUGUCUGCUCCAUCUCCAACCCUGAUUUUGUCAUCUACUCAUCAGUGGUGUCCUUCUACCUGCCCUUUGGAGUGACUGUCCUUGUCUAUGCCAGGAUCUACGUGGUACUGAGGCAGAGGAGACGGAAACGGAUUCUCACUCGACAGAACAGUCAGUGCAUCAGUGUCAGGCCCAGCUUCCCCCAACAACCCCUCUCCCCCGGCCGGGCACACAUGGGGCUGAGGCGUUACUAUAGCAUCUGCCAGGAUACUGCCUUCGGGCCAUCAGGCUUCCAAGAAGGGGAAGAAGAGUUGAAAAAGGAGAGGAGCACUCAGAAUUCCCUCAGCCCCACCAUGGCACCCAAGCUCAGCUUAGAGGUUCGAAAGCUCAGCAAUGGUAGGUUGUCGACAUCCCUGAGGCUGGGGCCCUUGCAACCUCGGGGAGUGCCACUUCGGGAGAAGAAGGCGACCCAGAUGCUGGCCAUUGUGCUGGGGACCUUCAUUGUCUGCUGGCUGCCCUUCUUUCUGACCCACGUUCUCAAUACCCACUGCCCAGCAUGCCACGUGUCUCCAGCGCUUUACAGAGCCACAACGUGGCUGGGCUACGUGAACAGCGCCCUCAACCCUGUGAUCUACACCACCUUCAACGUCGAGUUCCGCAAAGCCUUCCUCAAGAUCCUGUCUUGUUGAAGGAGAGAAGAGAAGACUUCAUGUGUCCACCUUACCUGCCAUGCCGUUGGGCCACU
Messenger RNA from Miniopterus natalensis, 1697 nucleotides. RefSeq names its product dopamine receptor D3 (gene DRD3). Gene Ontology annotation, cellular component: plasma membrane. The record is from RefSeq and is a predicted model, not a curated record. Gene Ontology annotation, molecular function: dopamine neurotransmitter receptor activity, coupled via Gi/Go; G protein-coupled receptor activity. Lineage: Eukaryota; Metazoa; Chordata; Mammalia; Chiroptera; Miniopteridae. Gene Ontology annotation, biological process: negative regulation of synaptic transmission, glutamatergic; regulation of potassium ion transport; negative regulation of cytosolic calcium ion concentration.